AUGUAUCUCGGCGAUGCGGACCUUAGCCAGGACAACCGCGAUCGCCUGGAGGCCCUUAGUGCUGUUACGACUCGCAACAUGGCCCAGAUGACGGGUCACACCGGAAUGGAGCUAAACAGCUACGCCAGCAAGCCGUUUUCAAUUCUUCUAUCGAGCUUUCGAGAAGCCCUGUUCAUUGACGCGGACUGCUUCUUUUUCCAGAACCCAGCAGCCCUUUUCGACAGCCAGUGGUACAACGAGACAGGGGCGUUGUUCUUCAGGGAUCGGCGAGUAGGUCCGCACCCGAGAAAAGAGUGGCUGGAGCAGAUACUGCCGGAACCGGUGUCCGAGAAGGCGAUGGGGAGCCGAUUCUGGACCGGCGAGAGCUCGCAUGAGCAAGAGUCUGGCCUAAUUCUCGUAGACAAGUGGCGCCACUUUGUGAGCCUUCUUCUGGUCACCCGCCUCAACGGCCUCGAGAGAUUCUCUGAGAACGGGGGCGCUGGUGUCUACGAGAUGGUACAUGGCGACAAGGAGACAUUUUGGCUGGGCUGGGAGCUGGCCGGCGACGUGGACUAUAGCUUCCACCCCGGCGCCGUCGCGGGCAUGGGUGCUGCUCGAGUUGUUGUGCCAGAGCGCGGGAACCAGACCUCACAAGCCGACGAAGCGAAGCUUGAUUACGACGUGUGCAAGCUCUGCUCGUCGCAACUGCUGCACAUGGAUGCGGAUGGUAUGCCCCUCUGGGUAAAUGGCUGGAUCCUAGGGAACAAGAAUCAGGACCCCCAACACUGGGAGUACGGUGCGUGGCAGCACUACGCCGUCGAGCCACCAACGAACUCCUCCCAAGGCGCCCUGGAAUGGGAGCUGGGCCUAGACAACUACUGCUGCAUCACGGUGGCUUGCCAGGGAAAGCGCAACUUUACCGAAGAGCAGCAGGCGAUUUUGGCGGUUCUGAUCAACAAGGCGAUGGAGGUGGGCGCCAGCAUCCGCGAUAACCAGACGGAUACAAUCACUUGACGGCGCUGGGAAGACGGUCAAGUAUACUGUACCAUGUUUUCACGCCCGCCUGGUCCAAUACGUCUCGGCCAUGCGCUCGUCCGUGGCGCGGCAUGUACAUUUGCGAUUUUUCUCGGUGGGCAACUAUGAGGUACGUGUGGCAAUUGUGGUGUAUGGAGACAAUGUUCUUGUUGGGUCGAUUCAACGCCGAAUUGUUACAUGUGUCGUGCGAGGGUUCGCGAGAUGGGUUGAUUUGCGGCCUGGCGCCCUCAUUGGUUUACCGCAGCA
Messenger RNA from Purpureocillium takamizusanense, 1260 nucleotides. RefSeq lists its product as uncharacterized. Gene Ontology annotation, molecular function: alpha-1,3-mannosyltransferase activity. The transcript is spliced from 2 exons. Bases 1 to 993 code for a protein of 330 amino acids. NCBI's taxonomy places the organism in Eukaryota, Fungi, Ascomycota, Sordariomycetes, Hypocreales, Ophiocordycipitaceae. Gene Ontology annotation, cellular component: Golgi apparatus. The record is from RefSeq and is a predicted model, not a curated record. Gene Ontology annotation, biological process: protein O-linked glycosylation.